This is a messenger RNA of Lactuca saligna, 2862 nucleotides long. NCBI's taxonomy places the organism in Eukaryota, Viridiplantae, Streptophyta, Magnoliopsida, Asterales, Asteraceae. The record is from the annotation of a GenBank genome assembly.
AUGGUGAACGGUGAACUCGUGACAGUGAAAUUGAUUUUUACAGAAGGUGAAGGAAGGUUCGUCGAUUGUGCAGCAAGGGUUCUCAGCGUGUCUCGUGCAGCAAGCAUGCCUCGUGACUUACUCAACAUUGAUGUCUACCAUAAAGGUGUUUUUUCUCCUAAUCCCUUUGUUUACGUCCAUCCUCAUAAAGUACCUGUUAUGGGGCUAGAUGUAUGUAACAUGGAUUUCAAGGAGUUCAAGACCUAUCUCCAAAAAUUGAUCAACAAUAGAUGUCGGGAUAUGUAUUACUGUCUUAAAAAUCGGUCCCUCGUAGAUGGGUUAAGGGAGCUUAGGGAUGAAGAUGAUUAUGUUAGGUUCCUUGAUGCUGGGUUUGAUGAUGAUGAUAAUCAAAUAAGUAUCUACAUUGAUGACUAUCAUGAACCCUUACUAGAUUGGAUUGAAGAAGAAAAAGCUGAAGAAUGGGACAGUGGUACUGAAACAUAUGAAGAUGAUGUGGACUCGGUAUUGUCGGAUGAUCUAUCGGUGGACCAUGAAGCUGAUGAUGAGGACAUUGAAUGGCCUGAAGUUGUUGAUCCUUUUUUGUCACAAAAGAAUCUUAUUCCAGAAAAAGGCAUAGAGGAAGAAGCUGGUGAUAAGGUAAAAAAACAUCCAAUUCACGAUCCAAACCAAAAAUGGGACACUAUGAUGCCUAAGUUAGGUAUGAAAUUCUCUGAUCGAGAUGAACUGAAACAUAUGUUAACAAAUUAUGCUGUGUCUAAGGGUUAUUCAUUGUGGUAUGAAAAAAAUGAGGCAACAACAUUGUUAGUAAGGUGCAGUAAAAAUGAAAAAGGGAAGCCAUCUUGCCCUUUUAGACUAUGGGCUAGUCCCAUGAACAAGGAAAAUUCAUUCCAGAUCAAGUCACUAAUUGAUAAACAUAAUUGUGCUAGACAACAAAAAUUGGGUUGUCUUGUUACGUAUAAGUGGAUUGGAAAAAUGUUAAUACGUGACAUUUUGGAAAGGCCUAAGUUUAGCUAUAGGAAAAUGGCAGAAGUGGUUAGGAAAGACUAUGGUCUCAAGGUAAGUCUUGGGCAGUGUAGAAAUGCCAAGCAAUUUGCACUAGAUGAGAUUUCAGGCAAUUUGGUAAGCCAUUAUGAGAAAUUGUGGAAUUAUGGUGCUGAGUUAUUGAGGGUUAAUCCUGGGUCAACAGUCUUGAUCGAGACAAAUCAUACGCCUGAUGCUACACACUACUUCAAAAGGAUGUAUAUUUUUCUAAAGUCUAUCAAGGAUGGCUGGAUUGAAGGAUGUAGAAGGGUUAUUGGUGUUGAUGGCUGUUUUUUGAAGGGUAUUUGCAGAGGUGAGUUGUUAACAGCCAUUGGUAGGGACGCAAACAACCAAAUGUACCCUCUAGCAUGGGCUGUUGUGCCAGUUGAAAACAAGGAAACUUGGAUGUGGUUCAUUGAUCUUCUACUUGAGGACAUUGAGAUGGGAGAUGGUAGGGGUCUUACAAUUAUUUCGGACCAACACAAGGGUUUAAUGGAGGUUGUUAAGGAAAGGGCGCCAUCAUGUGAGCAUAGGAAUUGUGCUCGACACAUCUUUGCCAACUUUAAGAAGAAGGGGUUCACGGGUGUUGAGUUUAGGAGGUUAUUUUGGAGGGCUGCAAAGGCUACAACCGAUUCCACUUUCCGCUCAUACAUGAGGGAAAUUCGUACAAUGUCCACAGAAGCUUAUGAGCACCUGAUAGAAAGAUACCCAAAUACAUGGUGCAGAGCAUUCUUUGAACCUGAGAGUUGUUGUGAUGCCGUGGAAAAUGGUAUAUCUGAAUCUUUCAAUGCAGCAAUUGUAGAGGCCCGGAAGAAACCAAUAAUAACAAUGCUGGAAGAAAUCAGAUUGUACGUGAUGGAGAGGAUGUACAAACAAAAGAUUAAGGGGCAUAAGUGGGACAUGGAAAUAUGCCCCUCUAUUAGAAAGAGGAUUGAGAAGAUGAAAGAACAACAAAGGUAUUGGGAUGUUAUUCCAAGUGGUGAGGAAGAAUAUGAAGUGAAAUUAGCCCAUGAAGUUUAUGCUGUUCACCUUGAAAGCAAAACUUGUGGUUGCAAAGCCUGGCAACUCAGUGGUAUCCCUUGUGUGCAUGCCAUUGCUGCUAUAUUAUACCUGAAUGGAAAUGCAGAGGACUAUGUAGCCGUAUGGUUUAAAACAAGUAUGUUUGGAAGUUGCUAUAGGUAUCCAAUCAAACCAAUAAAUGGAGCUAACAUGUGGCCUGAUGUUCUAUGUGAUCCCAUAUUACCACCUCGGCGUAGGAGAAUGCCAGGAAGGCCCAAAGUAAACAGAAUGAAAUGUCCUACAGAAAAUGAAGGAAAGCAUAAAAUUAACAAGACAGGGAUGUCCAUCUCAAGAUGUAGUAAUUGUCAUCAAGAAGGACACAACAAGAGGCGAUGUCCAUUGCUCAAAGAAGCAAAUAAAGCAACUGUUAGUGAAGGGGAUGUUGAAGAAGGGGUUAGUCAAGAUGGGAUUAGUGAAGAUGGGGUCAAUGAAGAUGGGGUUAGUGAAGAUGGAAUUGGUGAAGAAGAGGCUGUUGAAGAAGGCGAUAUUGAAGACCACCAGGAGGAUGAAAUUGAACAGCAAGAGGAUGAGAUUGACCAUCAAGUAGAUGAAAUUGACCAUCAAGAAAAUCAUGUUGAAGGCUAUCAAGAAGAUCAUAUUGAGGAUCAUCAAGAGGGGGUUGUUCAAGAUGAAGCUCAUCACAUUGAAGUUGUUCAAGAUGAAGCUAACCAUGAAGAGGUUGUUGACCACCAAGAACCUGAUUUUGAUGAAGUUCAUCACCAUCAACAUCAACCUGUUUUUUUUUCAGCAUUUUGUUGCGAACAAAAGGCGAUUACCUUCUGA